AUGAUUAAGAUACAACUUCCUCCAGGAUCUAAACCGUGGUAUGAGCUAGUGGAUCCAAUGAUGACGCAUAAUAAACUUAUCGAACUGACCGAAGAAUUUUCACAAAUAUACAGGACUUACGGAGAACAGUUGAGCAUACGAAGAUACGUUCGUAGCUCAAACCAGCAGGGUCAGAAACGCACCCAUUCCAUGUCUCAAUCGCAAGCACCUUCGUCCUUAGCAAGCUUACCUCCUCCACCUCCAGCGCCCAUGUUGAAUUCCACGACGUCUUCGAAAUCUGAGGCUAAAAAUGAGCCAGCUCGCAAAAUUGAUAUCAGCGAUUAUAAACAGCGAACAGUUGGAGGCCUAAACAACCUGAAUAGCAGCCAGCAGACAUCACAGAGACGCAACUUUAUGCAGCCUGAGAUGACACAAGUUGGUGACCUUCCUCUUCCACCAGCGCUAGUUAAAACAACAGAGAAAAAGCAGCCAUCCGUAAAUGAUCAGGAUAGUCUUCAGUCCCAGAAAAGACGUUAUGAAAAUAUUGAAAGAGAUCCUGUCAAGCACCGGCGUAUGGAGGUACAAGAAAGAGAAAUGAAACAUCGUCGCUCAGAAAUGAUUGAGAAGGAUCCCUUCAAACAUCGCCGUGUUGAAGGUUACAACUAUGGCAGUAAAAACGUUGUUGGUAACUCUAACAGUUUUUCGUCGUCAUAUUCUUCGCAGCAGCAUAGGGUCUCUUCUCGAGGUGUAGAAGGUUCUCAUCGUUCUGGUAACCCACAUUUGUUGAAUCCAGACUCACGUAGCUCCAUAAGGACUUCAAGUCCCGCUAACUCUAAUACCUCAAGUAACCAAAAGCAGCAUCUUUCAUCGCGGGGGAAAGUUAGAGAUGUGAAUAUCACUGCAUCAAUACCUCUUCCACCUAAUGAGGUGCCUAGUGAAGUUAGUCCAAAUGCUGGUAACUCGAAUUCAAAUUCGACUUUUGCAUACAUGAAGCGGCCUCAGCGUCCAAUCUCACCUCCUCCACCACCUUCAACCAAUAGAAAUUACUCCUCUCGAAUGGUGCUGCCACCGCCUCCUGUACCGCCUGCUAAUGACGAAUUAGAAGACGGCGAAGUUUUAUAA
Enterobius vermicularis (human pinworm) is the source of this 1101-nucleotide messenger RNA. NCBI's taxonomy places the organism in Eukaryota, Metazoa, Nematoda, Chromadorea, Rhabditida, Oxyuridae. The record is from the annotation of a GenBank genome assembly.